AUGACUCGCUCUCUCACUAAAGCUACUCAAUACGCCACUGCCCUCGCGGCUUCUCUACUUGUUACAUCAUUUAUUGUCAACAUUUCAACUGUCUCCUUUCCGUUUCUCCCAUUCGUCCAACUCUCUCUCCCCUUCCCCACAGGUUACUCCAUCACUCGCUCUCUCACUGAAGCUCCUCACUACGUUGCUGCCCUCGCAGAUUCUUUGCUUGUGUUCUCCAUAGCAACGGACGGGCAGACGCAGGUGGGCAUCAAGGUCCUCCUAGGCGAGAGGGAGAUGGCGUCUGAUCUUCCUGUCACUACAUUCCCUCCCAUCUACUCUCUUAUUGAUAUCAGGUGUUCUCCACAGCGGCGGAUGGGCAGAUGCAAGAGGGCAUCAGCGGCGAAUGAGCAAACUCAGGUGGACAUCAAGGUGCUCCAAGGGGAGAGGGAGAUGGCGUCUAAUCUCCCUGUCACUGCGUUCCCUCCUGUCUACUCUCUUAUUUAUUGCUAUCGGGUAUUCUCCACAGCAGCAGACGGGCAGACGCAGGUGGGCAUCAAGGUGCUGCAGGGGGAGAGGGAGAUGGCGGCUUUCACCUACCCCUCUCUCUCCGCCCUCAUUAUUGCCAAGCUGGAGGCGGAGCUCCGUGUGGAACGGGAAGCGGCUGCCCAUAUGGCGCAGGUGGCGCAUGACGAGACCGAUCGCAGAGCCACAGCGGAGAGGGGCGUCGCUGCACUGCAGCGAGAUGUGGAGCGCCUGCAGCUUGUGGGAGCUCUUGGCAUCGCCUUGCUGGAUGGCUGUGAGGAGGCGGAGGAUGGAGGAGCCAAACAGCUGCACCGUGUUUCCCACCCCAUCGUACCUGAGGGGAAGGCGGAGGUGUAA
Closterium sp. Naga37s-1 is the source of this 861-nucleotide messenger RNA. The record is from the annotation of a GenBank genome assembly. NCBI's taxonomy places the organism in Eukaryota, Viridiplantae, Streptophyta, Zygnematophyceae, Desmidiales, Closteriaceae.